This is a messenger RNA of Hypoxylon fragiforme, 483 nucleotides long. Its product is annotated as ribosomal protein L21e-domain-containing protein. The transcript has 4 exons. The coding region runs from base 1 to 483 and encodes 160 amino acids. The record is from RefSeq and is a predicted model, not a curated record. Gene Ontology annotation, molecular function: structural constituent of ribosome. Gene Ontology annotation, biological process: translation. Gene Ontology annotation, cellular component: ribosome; cytosolic large ribosomal subunit. Lineage: Eukaryota; Fungi; Ascomycota; Sordariomycetes; Xylariales; Hypoxylaceae.
AUGGGUCACGCCGCAGGUCUCCGUGCCGGCACUCGCUAUGCCUUCUCCAGGAACUUCCGCCAGAAGGGUCAGAUUCACCUUUCCACAUACCUUCAACAAUACAAGGUUGGCGACAUCGUUGACAUCAAGGCAAAUGGUGCUGUCCAGAAGGGUAUGCCUCACAAGGUCUACCACGGCAAGACCGGUGUCGUCUACAACGUCACCAAGAGCGCCGUCGGCGUCAUCAUCUACAAGAAGGUGAAGCACCGCUACAUCGAGAAGCGAAUCAACCUCCGCCUCGAGCACAUCAGCCGAUCCCGAUCAAGAGAGGAUUUCCUUAAGCGCGUUAUCAAGAACGCCGCCCUUAAGAAGCAGGCCAAGGCUGAUGGCACCACCGUCACCGUCAAGCGACAAGCAGACCUACCCCGUGACGCCCGAACUGUGUCCAUGAAGGACAACCGCCCCGAGACUAUCGCUCCUAUUGCGUACGAGACUACCAUCUAA